This is a messenger RNA of Closterium sp. NIES-65, 714 nucleotides long. The record is from the annotation of a GenBank genome assembly. NCBI's taxonomy places the organism in Eukaryota, Viridiplantae, Streptophyta, Zygnematophyceae, Desmidiales, Closteriaceae.
AUGGCCACCGCCUACAGCACGCAGCGCUUUCUCUCUGCCGUCUCCGCCUCGCGCCCUCUCGGUAGUCCACUGCGAUCGUCUGACGUGUCAUUUCGUCCGCGUCCGUUCGUCCCGUCGCAUUCAAGCUGUCACUCCCGCCGCGCGUCUCACCGCCAGCGAGUAAUGCCGCGCGCGUCGGCAGCGGAUUCCAGUGCGCGCGGCAUCGAGGACGGCCGCUCCGCCAAAGGCGUAGAAGACGCGUUUCCCGCCAUGGCGGUCCCAUCCCAGCUGACGUCACCCCUGCUGGCAGCCAAUGGGGGGAGCAGCCCGCCGCCUGCAGCAGCUGAGAGCACCCCGCCCACCAGCGCUGCCGUGUGGACUGCUGCCGCCCUGCCCUUCCUCUUCCCGGCGCUGGGCGGGGUGCUCUUCGGCUACGACAUCGGCGCCACCUCCAGCGCUCUGCUCUCCCUCAAGGACCCAGUGCUGUCAGGCACGGACUGGUUUGACCUCUCCUCCACGGCUGUUGGCCUCGUGGAGCGCUGCUGGGCUGCCUGCUCGCCUUCCGCAUCGCCGACCCUCUCGGGCGGAGGAGGGAGCUGGUGCUGGCGGCGGGGCUCUUCUUUACAGGAGCGCUGCUCACAGCCUCCGCCACCUCCCUGCCUGCGCUGCUGGCUGGUCGCCUCGUCUACGGCUCCGCCAUCGGCCUUGCCAUGCAUGCGGCGCCCAUGUACAUAG